CCGAGGGCGCGCUCCAGGACGGCGGCGGUGGCGGCGGCGCGCGGGGCCGCCGUGGCGGGAGAAGCGCUUCCGGUGGAGGCGGCGCGGCGCGGAGCGGAGCAGGAGCUGCGAGCGGCGCGGGCGGCGGCCCCCCGGGGGAAGCGCUCUCAGGAAGUCUCGUUGACCCCAACACAACACGUGGAACCACAGUGCUUCUCAACACCUGCCCCUGCCACCCCAGCCGAGCCGUCAGCUCCCACUUGGAUUUCAGCUGCACCCUCCCAGUGCGAGACGAUGUCUGGGGCACUCCCACUCAACAUUAACAUCCACGAGCCUCGAUGGGACCAGAGCACCUUCAUUGGUCGGGCCAAUCACUUCUUCACCGUCACCGAUCCCAGGAACAUUCUGCUCACCAACGAACAACUAGAGAACGCAAGAAAAAUAGUCCACGAUUACAGACAAGGAAUUGUUCCUCCAGGUCUCACGGAAAAUGAGUUAUGGAGAGCGAAGUACGUGUACGACUCGGCGUUUCACCCUGACACCGGGGAGAAGAUGGUGCUGAUCGGCAGGAUGUCGGCCCAGGUGCCCAUGAACAUGACCAUCACGGGCUGCAUGAUGACAUUUUACAGGACUACGCCGGCUGUGCUGUUCUGGCAGUGGAUCAACCAGUCCUUCAACGCCGUGGUCAAUUACACCAACAGGAGUGGAGACGCGCCCCUCACUGUGAACGAAUUGGGAACAGCUUACGUUUCUGCAACGACCGGUGCUGUGGCAACAGCUUUGGGACUUAAUGCACUCACCAAGCACGUGUCACCCCUGAUCGGACGCUUUGUUCCCUUCGCUGCCGUGGCCGCGGCGAACUGCAUUAACAUCCCGUUAAUGAGGCAAAGGGAGCUCAGAGUGGGCAUUCCCGUGACCGACGCAAAUGGGAAGCGCUUGGGUGAGUCGGCAAACGCCGCACAGCAAGCCAUCGCCCAAGUUGUCAUCUCCCGGAUCCUCAUGGCGGCCCCCGGCAUGGCCAUCCCUCCGUUCAUCAUGAACGCCCUGGAGAAGAAAGCCUUCCUGAAGAGGUUCCCGUGGAUGAGCGCGCCUAUUCAGGUUGGAUUAGUCGGCUUUUGCUUGGUGUUUGCGACGCCCCUGUGCUGCGCCCUGUUUCCCCAGAAGAGUUCCAUGUCUGUGAUGAGCCUGGAGGCGGAGCUGCAGGCCCAGAUCCGGGAGGCGCAUCCUGACCUGCGGCGUGUGUACUUUAACAAGGGGUUGUAAAGUCGGGGAGAGAAGCCUCCACGGCUGCUCCUGCCACGUCACUGAAGAAAGCCCCGUCCGACCUGAGUUCUCCCAGGUGCACACGUCCACGUUAGCCCCUUAGAAUCAAGCUGCUAAACUUCUAACUCGGCACCUGUCGGCUCCCUUCUGUUUGACUCAUGUGAUGAUUUACAGAAUAACCUUCCCGUGGCUGUUAUCAAAAUUGUUUUUCAAAGAUGAUAUCCCAGCCCUCACCUAGGACUCCCAGAAACAGCACUGCAAGGCAUAGAGCAGGGGGUUGGGAUAGACUCAGCAAAUAUUUAGUGAUGAUCCAUCCAUGGAAAGGGAAUCUUUAAAAUACCGAAUGUUCAUCCCGUUCCUGUUUGCAGUCCAGGGAAUCUCAGCAUUGAAUUGGGAAGAUAAAAAAGCCUUGAGGCUAACCUGAGAAAACUUGGCCUUAAACAGCAACGGCGGUUGGCUUCCAAGUGUGGGGAGUGGGCAGGCCCCUAGAUGAUGAGGCCUGGGGGUUCAUUGUGCAAAUGAUGCCAUCGAUGGGAAAGCCAGCUGCACCCCGGUGUCAGCCGCCAUCCCCGCUGGCACCGGAGCGUCUGUGGGGGCUGUCGUGGAUGUCCCUGGCCAGCUUCUGUCUAGUGUCCUGCGUCCUUCGGAAGCUGUUCAUCUCACUGUGCUGCUGUUUCCUUCCCUAGUCAGAUUCCCGUGGGACAGCUGAGUAGCUGAAUCGCACCCAUGCCAGCGUUGAAGUGCAGCUCACACCAGCGCUCCGUGGUCAGGGCUCACGCUGCCUUGCUGGGUUUUUUUCUUUUCUUUUUCUUUUUCUUUUUGUUCAAGUGAGACCCCGGUUGCAGCUGCCAGUGUAUCUUUUCUCCUAGGUACGUGACUCUGAGAAAGAUACUGAGAUAAGCUGUGUGUGAGUCGGUAAAGGAAUGCUGUGUAUCACGCCCCGCCCUGCCCCGCUCGGAAAUAAUGGAACCACGGAGCACAUGGCAGCAUGGGUGGUGACCUCACACAAAUAACGGAUAUGGGGCCGCCAGGGGUAGAUGUGCAACAUCCCAGGAGAGGCGGUCUCCACCGAGAUCCCUGUAAUUCCGAGACCCUAAGUGAAAAGCAUCGCUAGAAACUGCUCAGCCUUGACCGUGUGCCCAGGCGAAACUCUCAUAAACAGAGCGUGCGUGCCUUGUGUCUCUGCUUCCUCUUUUCUCAGAAGGGAUGAGUACAUCUGAAGCUGUACCCCACCCCACCCCAGGGUCUUCUCACCCAGGUCUGUCUGUCAGUGUGGAGUGGCUUCCCCAUGACGCUAUGCCCUGGGGAUGUCUCUCAGGUGGUCUAGGCUGACCUCCAAGGCGGGGCUGCAGGUCUGUGCAGGGUGCAGUCCCUGGGGGUCUGGCCCACAGCGCCAGCCACAGCAGAGCCCUCGCCCCCACUCACUCUGCACUGAACCCUAAGUGAAAGUGGGAUGAUGAUGGGUCAGAGGACAGGGGGACGCACCAGACGCCAGGAAGAGGCGGCCACACACAGUCCCGAGAGGCGCAGGGACCUUGUGUGCAGGUGUAUCUUUUUAAACAUUGUCUGUUGAAGCUUCAGACUCUUCCUGCUUUUCUAUAGAAAUAUUAACUGUAUAGUUUAAUCAUUGUUUAUAAAAAAAAGAAAACAGAACAAAAGAAGCAAGGUUGGCAGUCUUUUAACCAUUUAGAAAUUUAGCUUUUCUGGAGGGGGCAAAAUAAAAAGCCACACGAAGUGCAAUAAGCUGGCAAAGAUAAAUAGUGAUUGCUACUCCUGGUGACGUGAUACAAAGGAUUAUGAUGGAAUUCCUCACUGGCAGUCUUGAUUUCAGUAUUAGCCCAGCGUCUUGCCAGUGUUGAAGUCGAUGUGUUAUUUCAUUUCAACUGGAUGAAAUGUUAAAUAAACUUGGAAUGAAAAUAAA
Oryctolagus cuniculus (rabbit) is the source of this 3163-nucleotide messenger RNA. It is a transcript of the gene SFXN1, whose product is annotated as sideroflexin 1. Gene Ontology annotation, biological process: monoatomic ion transport; serine import into mitochondrion. The record is from RefSeq and is a predicted model, not a curated record. Gene Ontology annotation, molecular function: monoatomic ion transmembrane transporter activity. Lineage: Eukaryota; Metazoa; Chordata; Mammalia; Lagomorpha; Leporidae. Gene Ontology annotation, cellular component: mitochondrial inner membrane.